Molecule: messenger RNA, 3115 nt
Organism: Carya illinoinensis
Lineage: Eukaryota; Viridiplantae; Streptophyta; Magnoliopsida; Fagales; Juglandaceae
Product: serine/threonine-protein kinase MPS1
Exons: 6
Coding region: 274-2787 (837 amino acids)
Biological process (GO): peptidyl-serine phosphorylation; meiotic spindle assembly checkpoint signaling; chromosome segregation
Cellular component (GO): nucleus; spindle; kinetochore
Molecular function (GO): protein serine/threonine/tyrosine kinase activity; protein serine/threonine kinase activity; ATP binding
Source: RefSeq, a predicted model, not a curated record
GCUCCAGGAGCGCCAACAGACCGUUCAAAAUUUCACCUUUCCUUCCCCUCUAUGCUAUUCCUCUCAUCUGGGAGCGCUGUCAGUGUCAGCCACAGGGGCUCUCUCUGCGAGCGUCACCAGAACCAGCUACGGAAACCGUCACGGCAAUGGAACCUAAUCAAACCUUAAUCUGAAUUUCUUCGGCCUUUCGGACGUUUCUGUCUCGUAUUUUUAGUGUUCCCGUAUUCCCCAUUCUGCGCUUCUCCCCUAUAGAAAUGCCGUUGAGAUCCGGACAUGGACAGGGAGGCUAACCUUCCGGUCGCGCCUGGGCCUGCGAGGAAUCUGAUCCGUCCUACCGCGAAGCCACCAGAUACGACGUCGUCUUCCUUUUCGUCUUCUCCGCCGGACUUCCUCCGGAAUGUCCAGGCCGCCUUCAAGCGCCAUCGGCCUCUUGGCACAGGGCAGUCCGACAUUUUAAGGCCUAGGCGGAUAUUGGUUCCCCAACGUGAAGGGUCAAGAAGUUCGGCUUCUAACGUGGGUCCAAUGUUAGAUACUAAGAAGUCUCAGGAUGUGGUUUCAUUGAGCCAGGGUCACAUGGCGAAGGACUCAAUUGUAGGAACUAAAAGCACGGCAACUGUUAUGGGGGAAACCCAAGAAGAUGCAUCCAUUACUCCACCUUCCAUUUUGGGAACUACUACCAAAACCUUUGACGAGAGCUUGCAUCAAUUUGAUGCACGGAGAGAUCAACCCAAGCCCAUUACUGAUUGUCAGGAUAACGAUCCAAUGGCUUCAUUACGUGGAGAAUCUCAAGACCCUGGUGGUCAGAAAAAAGGGGCCGAUGAAGGAAUGGCCACUGGAUUGGAGAACUUAUCAUCUCAUAUGGGUUCACUUGCAUUGACAGAAAUGGAAUGGAUUGCAAGCAGUCAAGUGGAGGCAUCGACCAUUGUUAAUCAUGACUCAAAGCACCGGAAUUUUCAGAACACAGAAUCAGAGAUUAGUUUGAGAUCUGAUGGUGGGAUUACUUCUUUGUUGGCAAAGAGAACCACGGCUGUUCAGGAUCAGCUGCACCAGUUCAAGAACUUCUUAAGCCAGCCUGCUACUCAGUCUUCAGUUGUUGGGCCAUCUUGUGCUACCACCACAUCUGUCCAUUCAACCUCGGCACCCAUGCUUAAUUUAACAACCUGUAGCUCUCAUUUGCAUCGAGACAGCAGUUCUCAUGUGGCCGUAGAAUCUUUGGGAGAUUUUAACAAGAAUGCUUCUUCCGCAAGUCAAGGAAAUAUGGUGAAGCUGUCCAAUCCUUCACCAAAGGACACCUCUGGAAUGUUAAUUGGCCAGGCAUCCAUAGCAGCCAAAGCUUCUAACUCUGCCAUGGAUAUCCGAAUGGAAGUGAAGGAAUAUGACCUGUCCAAGGAGCGACAAAACAGAGUGCCAAAAGAAAGUAAUGCUCCUGAAAAUCCUUCUCUGCUUGACGAUAAGUCAACAAAAGGAUAUGCUGGUGAUGUUACCAACGUACAAUCUCAACCUCCCUUGUCCAAAAACACAUCUUCAAAUGCGAAAUUGGAGUCUUCUAAAUCAGAAAAACAAGAAAGAGUUGCAAGUGGGAAAGGUACAUCAGCUCCUCGUAAACGGAAUUAUGAUCCCGACUUGUUCUUCAAAGUCAAUGGCAAGCUCUAUCAAAGGCUUGGAAAGAUAGGUAGCGGAGGAAGCAGUGAAGUCCACAAAGUGAUUUCAGCAGACUGUACAAUCUAUGCAUUAAAAAAAAUAAAACUCAAAGGCCGCGAUUAUGCCACUGCAUUUGGGUUCUGUCAAGAAAUUCAGUAUUUAAAUAAGUUGAAAGGAAAGAACAACAUUAUACAGCUUAUUGACUAUGAGGUGACAGAUAAGGCCUUGCUCCAGGAAGUCAUGAACGGAUGUAUGAGUAAUAAAGAUGGCCGAGUCAAGGAUGAUGGUUAUAUAUACAUGGUGCUCGAAUAUGGGGAAAUUGAUUUGGCACACAUGCUAUCACAAAAGUGGAAGGAAAUGGAUGGAACCAAUCAGACAAUGGAUGAUAAUUGGCUCCGCUUCUACUGGCAGCAAAUUCUUCAAGCUGUAAACACUAUACAUGAGGAACGUAUAGUGCACUCUGAUCUGAAGCCAGCUAACUUCCUACUUGUCAAGGGUUUCCUAAAGCUGAUUGAUUUUGGUAUUGCAAAAGCUAUUAUGAGUGAUACUACCAACAUCCAGAGGGAUUCACAGGUGGGUACACUGAGCUACAUGUCUCCAGAGGCAUUUAUGUGCAAUGAGAAUGACGCAAAUGGAAAUAUCAUAAAGUGUGGUCGGCCAUCAGACAUAUGGUCUCUUGGCUGCAUCCUUUAUCAAAUGGUAUACGGAAGGACCCCCUUCUCAGAGUACAAGACAUUUUGGGCCAAGUUCAAAGUUAUAACAGAUCCAAACCAUGAGAUUAUUUAUGGACCAGUUCCUAACCCCUGGCUUCUUGAUCUCAUGAAGAAGUGUCUCGCAUGGGACCGUAAUGAAAGGUGGAGAAUCCCUCAGCUGCUUGAACACCCUUUUCUUGUUCCACCGGUUCCACCUUGUCUAACAUCAUCUCAAGAACAAAGCUGUAAACUGGUCAGACUAAUUGCUGACACAUGUGCCAGUGACCAGGAAGCUUCCAUGCUGUGCUGCCAGCUUGAGCAACUGCUUAGGGAACCAGAUCUGGAAACGGCAGCUCAGUUAUUAACAUCACGAGACCAACAAUGCCAGUUGCUAUCCCAAAUGUCAAAACUUUGCUUUCAACUCCAUGAACGAUUAGCAAACUCAACAGGGUAAGUCGAGAUAUGGGAAAUGGAUCAUUCUUGGUUACGUCGGCUUAUUCCCCAUCCUUUUGUAAGGAUAAUUGAUCGGGUUAUCAUGUUCUUUCCACAUGAGGAAAAAAAAGAAGCAGCUAUUUGGCACCCCUAAUAGUCAUUGUAUUAGUUUCUGCAUAGAUGAUGAUCAUGUGGGAGGACAAGAAACUCAACACAUUCUGUAACCAAUUAUGUAUAGUAGGAUUGCACUCAUUCCCUUUUCAGAUCCAACCGAGUAGAUAAUCUGAAAUCAAGGGCUGAUGGUGCAAAAUCUUGAUUCUUCCUUUGAUUUCAAGACGUUUUCAUGCUUA